Carlito syrichta (Philippine tarsier) is the source of this 1845-nucleotide messenger RNA. RefSeq names its product carnitine O-palmitoyltransferase 1, brain isoform. Bases 48 to 1718 code for a protein of 556 amino acids. The record is from RefSeq and is a predicted model, not a curated record. Gene Ontology annotation, biological process: carnitine metabolic process; fatty acid metabolic process. The transcript has 13 exons. Lineage: Eukaryota; Metazoa; Chordata; Mammalia; Primates; Tarsiidae. Gene Ontology annotation, molecular function: carnitine O-palmitoyltransferase activity. Gene Ontology annotation, cellular component: mitochondrion.
GCGACUGGUGGGAAGAAUUCGUGUACCUGCGCUCCCGCAACCCACUGAUGGUGAACAGCAACUAUUACAUGAUGGACUUCCUGUAUGUCACACCCACGCCUCUGCAGGCCGCGCGUGCGGGGAACGCGGUCCAUGCCCUCCUGCUGUACCGCCACCGCCUGAACCGCCAGGAGAUCCUCCCGAAUUUGCUGAUGGGGAUGCGCCCCUUAUGCUCUGCCCAGUACGAGAAGAUAUUCAACACCACACGGGUUCCAGGGAUCCAAAAAGACUACAUCCGUCAUCUCCAUGACAGCCGACAUGUGGCUGUCUUCCACCGGGGCCGAUUCUUCCGCUUGGGGACCCACUCCCGAAACGGCCUGCUUUCCCCGAGGGCACUGGAACAUCAGUUUCAGCAAAUCCUGGAUGACUCCUCGCCUGCCUGUCCCCAUGAGGAACAUCUGGCCGCCCUGACCGCUGCUGCUCCCAGGGGCACGUGGGCCCAGGUGCGAAGGACCCUGAAGACCCAGGCAGUGGAGGCCCUGGAGGCCGUGGAAGGGGCCGCUUUCUUCGUGUCGCUGGACUCAGAGCCCGCGGGGCUCUCCAGGGAGGACCCAGCCGCUUCGCUGGACGCCUACGCCCAUGCCCUGCUGGCCGGUCGCGGCCAUGACCGCUGGUUUGACAAAUCCUUCACUCUGAUUGUCUUCUCCAACGGGAAGCUGGGCCUCAGCGUGGAGCACUCCUGGGCCGACUGCCCCAUCUCAGGACACAUGUGGGAGUUCACUCUGGCCACAGAAUGCUUCCAGCUGGGCUACGCAGCGGAUGGCCACUGCAAGGGGUGUGCUGACCCCACGCUGCCCCAGCCCCAGCGGCUGCAAUGGGACCUUCCAGACCAGAUCCACCCGUCCAUCUCUCUAGCCCUGAGGGGAGCCAAGCUCUUGUCCGAAAAUGUCGACUGCCACGUCUUUCCCUUCUCCCGCUUUGGCAAGAGCUUCAUCAGACGCUGCCACCUCUCUUCAGACAGCUUCAUCCAGAUAGCCUUGCAGCUGGCCCAUUUUCGGGACAGGGGCCAGUUCUGCCUAACUUACGAGUCGGCCAUGACUCGCUUGUUCCUGGAAGGCCGGACGGAGACGGUGCGGUCUUGCACGAGGGAGGCCUGCAACUUUGUGAGAGCUAUGGAGGACAAAGAGAAAACAGACCCGCAGCGCCUGGCCCUGUUCCGUGUGGCCGUGGACAAGCACCAGGCUCUGCUGAAGGCAGCCAUGAGCGGGCAGGGAGUCGACCGCCACCUCUUUGCGCUCUACGUCGUGUCCCGAUUCCUCCACCUGCAGUCGCCCUUCCUGACCCAGGUCCACUCAGAGCAGUGGCAAUUGUCUACCAGCCAGAUCCCUGUUCAGCAAAUGCACCUGUUUGACGUCCACAAUUACCCGGAUUAUGUUUCCUCGGGUGGUGGAUUCGGGCCUGCCGAUGACCAUGGUUACGGUGUUUCUUAUAUCUUCAUGGGGGAUGACAUGGUCACCUUCCACAUCUCCAGCAAAAAAUCAAGCACAAAGACGGACUCCCACAGGCUGGGGCAGCAUAUCGAGGACGCGCUGCUGGACGUGGCCUCCCUGUUCCAGGCGGGGCAGCACCUUCAGCGCCGGUCCCGAGGGUUAGGAGAGGAAGACUCGACGCACAGGCGUGGAUCACUCUCCAAUCAGAAUGAGGGCCGCAAGGCGCCCGGGAUGUCUGCUGACCUCUGACCUCUCCCGGCAGGGAGCUGGUCUCCCUCAGAACGAGGGUGAAGGUCUUCACAGCUGGGCUGGCACAGGAUAGGGGCAGCCUGUUUGGCAACCCCACAUCCGGGCCAAUAAAGAUGUGCAAGCUGGG